GGGCGGGCGCUGUGCGCAAAGGGGAGGGGUAGGCGGGCGGCGCCGGCGGCUUCAACUGCGGCAGCUACACGGCUGGGGCGUGCGGAAGAAGAAUCCCCAUCAGCCGGCGGCCGAGUUAGGCCCGAGCAGCGCCGGGGGCCGCUCGCGUUGUCCUCUGCGGGGGAAAUCUCCAUAGAGACGGUGACACACACAGAGGCGGGGGUCCGCGGGAGCCUGCGGGACCGGAGAGCCAGCUCCUCGGCCUCUGUGGCCUCCCCGCCCCGCUCCCCCCACCUCGCUGCCGCCAGCGCGCAUUCUCUUCUCCGCUCCUGCUCGCCGCUCCGCGGUUCCCGGUGGGCCUGGGCCCCCGCUGUGAGGGCAGCGCGGGCGGACUCUUGGGGGCUGGGGCCGGGCGAGGCGAGGCGGGGGGCGGGGGUCCUCUGAGGCCGCCUCUGCCUCUCCCGCCCCGGAGGGGGAAGCCGCGGAGGCUCCGCCAUGGCCUCGGGAGCCGGAGGCAGAGGAGGGGGCGGUGGCGGCGGCAAGAUCCGGACGCGGCGUUGCCACCAGGGCCCGAUGAAGCCUUACCAGCAGGGGCGACCGCAGCACCAGGGCAUUCUUAGCAGGGUUACAGAAUCUGUUAAGAAUAUUGUGCCUGGAUGGCUACAGAGAUAUUUCAGCAAGAACGAAGAUGUAUGUAGCUGCUCAACAGACACAAGAGAGGUGCCACAGUGGCCAGAAAAUAGGGAAGAUGACCAUAUAUACUCUGAUGAGGAGAGUGCGAACAUUCAUGAUGGGAGAAUCACUCCUGAGCCAACAGGCAGUAAUACAGAAGAACCCUCAACAACUAGUACUGCUUCAAAUUAUCCAGAUGUAUUAACAAGGCCUUCUCUUCAUCGGAGCCAUUUGAAUUUCUCCAUGUUGGACUCUCCUGCGUUACACUGUCAGCCCUCUACAUCUUCGGCAUUCCCCAUCGGCAGUUCUGGAUUUUCCCUCGUAAAGGAAAUUAAAGAUUCUACCUCUCAGCAUGAUGAUGAUAACAUCUCAACCACCAGUGGGUUUUCUUCAAGAGCUUCUGAUAAAGAUAUAGCUGUUUCAAAGAACACUUCAGUGCCACCUCUGUGGUCCCCAGAGGCUGAACGUUCUCAUUCAUUCUCACAGCACACUGCCACCAGCUCAAAAAAACCAGCAUUCAACUUGUCUGCCUUUGGAGCACUUUCUCCUUCACUUGGGAACUCUUCAAUUUUUAAAACAAGUCAACUUGGAGAUUCUCCUUUUUACCCUGGAAAAACAACAUAUGGUGGGGCAGCAGCCGCUGUAAGACAGUCUAAACUACGAAACACACCAUAUCAGGCACCAGUCAGAAGACAAAUGAAAGCUAAGCAACCCAACGCACAGUCCUAUGGUGUCACUAGUUCAACAGCUCGGAGGAUAUUGCAGUCCUUAGAGAAGAUGUCAAGUCCUCUAGCGGAUGCAAAAAGAAUUCCAUCUGUUUUUUCUUCUCCUCUGAAUUCUCCUCUUGAUAGGAGUGGGAUGGAUACCACCACAGACCUUCAGGCCAAAAGGGAAAAGGUGGACUCUCAGUACCCCCCUGUUCAGAGACUCAUGAUCCCAAAGCCAGUUUCCAUAGCAGCAAACCGAACUGUUUAUUUUAAACCAUCUUUGACUCCAUCUGGUGAAUUAAGGAAGACUAAUCAAAGAAUAGAUAAAGAGUACAGUACUGAUUAUGAAAAAAAUACAACACCAGGACAAAAUAGAGAGCAACAAGAAAGUGGCUUUUCUUAUCCAAAUUUCAGUAUGUCUGCAGCCAAUGGUAUAUCUCCUGGAGUAGGUGGUGGAGGUGGCAAGAUGAGGCGAGAGAGAACACGUGUUGUGGCAUCUAAACCUCAAGAGAAGGAGGAAGUGGAAGUACCAGUAUUACCGAAGAUCUCUCUACCCAUCACCAGUUCUUCACUGCCUACCUUCAAUUUUAGUUCUUCUGUGAUCACAACUUCCUCUCCGUCACCCAUUAGUCCUUCACAAUCAUUAACAAAUAAGGUACAAGUGACCUCUCCAAACAGCACUGGCAGCCCCUUGUUUAGAUUUUCAUCUCCAAUUGUAAAAUCUACUGAGUCAGAUGUACUACCUCCGUCAUCUAUUGGAUUUACAUUUAGUGUGCCUGUGGCAAAAACAACAGAACUUUCUGGCUCUAGUAGUGUUUCAGAACCAAUUACAAGUAGUUCAGCUCAAGAUACCACUGCAGUGAACAGUACAAGCUAUAAGAAGAAGCAAGAUGAAGAUUGCGAGAGCCCUUUCAGAGCGGCGAAAACCCUGAAAGAAGGAAGUGUCUUAGAUGUUCUGAAGAGCCCUGGUUUCGCGUCACCGAAGGCAGAUUCUCUUGCUGCUCAACCUGCCACCACAAGCCCGGUAGUUCACACAAGACCAGCAAUAAGCAGCUUUUCUUCUAGUGGAACUGGGUUUGGGGAAGGUUUAAAAGCUGGGUCGUCGUGGCAGUGUGAUACUUGUCUACUCCAGAACAAAGUCACAGACAACAAAUGCGUAGCCUGCCAAGCAACAAAAUUGCUACCAAAAGACUCUGCUAAACAUACUGCAACCGGGACACCAAGUAAAAGUGGCAGACUGACUGUUUCCACACCAGGGACGGCAGGCUUCGGAGACAGAUUUAAACCAGCAGUAGGAACUUGGGAUUGUGAUACCUGUUUAGUGCAGAAUAAACCUGAAGCGAUAAAAUGUGUAGCUUGUGAAACACCGAAACCGGGAACUGGUGUUAAGCGAGUCCUUACGUUGCCAGUGGCUUCAGAAAGUGCUGUAACUGUGGCUGCUUCCUCCUCCAGCUGCACUGUGACCACUGGUGCCUUAGGAUUUGCAGAUAAAUUCAAAAGGCCCGUGGGAUCUUGGGAGUGUCCAGUGUGCUGUGUUUCUAAUAAUGCAGAAGACAAUAAGUGUGUGUCCUGUAUGUCUGAGAAACCAGGAAGUUCAGUACCUGUUUCAAGCAGCAGCACGGCCCCCCCAGUCUCCCUAUCAUCUGGAGGCUGCCUAGGAUUGGACAAGUUCAAGAAACCUGAGGGAAGCUGGAACUGUGAAGUGUGCCUAGUGAAGAAUAAAGCAGAGUCUACCAUAUGUAUAGCAUGUGAAACUGUAAAGGCACACACAAAGCCCGAGUUUACAGGCUUCAGCACAUCUUCCUCAUCUUCGAACGCAGCAACCUCAUCCUUCAAGUUUGGCAUUCCAUCACCCUCUUCUGGGCCCUCUCAGACGUUAGCCAACACUGGGAACUUUAAAUUUGGAGAUCAAGGAGGCUUCAAAAUUGGCAUGUCAUCAGAUUCGGGGUCUGCAAACCCCUUGAGUGAAGGCUUCAAAUUUUCUAAACCCAUAGGAGAUUUUAAAUUUGGAGUUUCAUCUGAUUCUAAACCUGAAGAAGUCAAAAAAGACAGUAAAAAUGACAGUAACUUUAAGUUUGGACUUUCUUCUGGUUUAAGCAAUCCAGCUCCUUUAGCUCCAUUUCAGUUCGGGGUGUCUAGUCUCGGGCAGCAAGAAAAGAAAGAAGAACUGCCUAAAUCUUCAUCGACAGGCUUUAGCUUUGGUUCAGGUGUCAUUAACCCUACCCCCGCUGCUGCUGCUGACACCGCGGUGACCUCUGAGAGCAAGAGUGGCUUCAGUUUUGGAACCACAGACACGAAGAGUGUGUCUGUGGCUCCUUUCACGUGUCAGACUUCAGAAGCAAAAAAGGAAGAAACACCUGCUACCAAAGGAGGGUUUGCUUUUGGCAGCGUGGACCCUGCCCCUCUGCCAUCAGCCUCAUUAUUUGUUUUGGGAAGGACAGAAGAGAAACAGCAAGAGCCUGUCACUUCUACAUCUCUCGUGUUUGGGAAGAAAGCUGACAAUGAAGAGCCGAAGUGCCCACCGGUGUUCUCCUUUGGGAAUUCAGAGCAAACCAAAGAUGAGGGCUCUUCCAAGUCAACCUUCAGUUUCAGCAUGGUGAAACCAUCUGAGAAGGAAUCCGAGCAGCCAGCAAAGCCCGCUUUUGCUUUUGGUGCUCAAACCAGUACUGCAGCUGAUCAAGGUGCGGCCAAGCCAGUUUUUAGUUUCUUGAACAGCAGUUCCUCUAAUUCAAGUGCACCAGCCACUUCAGCUGGUGGUGGCAUAUUUGGUAGUUCCACCUCGUCCUCCAGCACGCCUGUGGCUGCCUUUGUGUUUGGACAGGCCAGCAAUCCCGUGAGCAGCUCUGCCUUUGGAAAUGCUGCCGAAUCUAGUACAUCUCAGUCUUUGCUGUUUUCUCAAGAGAGCAAACCAGCAACCACAUCAAGCACGGGUACAGCUGUCACCCCAUUUGUCUUUGGCACGGGAGCCAGCAGUAAUAAUACUGCAAGCUCUGGCUUCAGCUUUGGAGCUACAACCACAUCUAGCUCUGCAGGAUCCUCCUUUGUGUUUGGCACUGGAGCUUCAGCACCAUCUGCCAGUCCAGCGUUUGGUGCUAACCAGACCCCAACAUUUGGACAAAGUCAAGGUGCCAGCCAGCCUAACCCCCCAGGUUUUGGAUCUAUACCAUCUUCAGGGGCAUUAUUUUCUGCUGGUUCUCAGCCUGCACCACCUACUUUUGGGACAGUGUCAAGCAGUGGACAGCCUCCUGUGUUUGGGCAGCAGCCUAGUCAGUCUGCAUUUGGCUCUGGAACAGCUCCUAAUUCCAGUUCCAUUUUCCAGUUUGGCAGCAGCACUGCGACAAAUUUCAACUUCACCAACAACAAUCCGUCAGGAGUGUUCACAUUUGGUGCGAGUCCCAGCACACCCGCGGCCUCAGCCCAGCCCUCUGGCUCAGGCGGCUUUCAGUUUAGCCAGGCUUCAGCAGCGUUUACUGUGGGGUCAAAUGGGAAAAACAUGUUCUCUUCUUCUGGAACUUCGGUUUCUGGUCGAAAGAUAAAGACUGCUGUUAGACGCAAGAAAUAAAGGUCAUGGUGUGUUACACACACUGUUAACAGCUGGUGCACUGCUUUCAGAUACUGGAUUGUACUAUAAUACUGGGUUAUCUGAAGUCAGAUCUGCCUAAGGACUUCUUUAAUUUGGGAAUUUUCCUCCUUUUUUCUUUAUAGAAGCCCAACUUCACCUCUCCCACCCCCCCUUUUUAAAAAAAUAAUAGCUAGACUGGUGACUGAUUCUUCAGCAAAAUUAUUUUAUGAUCCAGCAAAUUAUUCACUGAUUUGGCAUAGGCUGGCAGAACCCAGGAAUCGAGUCUGCUCGGAGAAUGGCUUUGUAUAGAACCUCUUCGUCUGCACCACCGUGCGCGUUGAUAUGCGUUUAUGGAACGCAUUGCAAUUGUAAUUAUAUCUGAGGAAUUCUGUAUAGACUAGAGAAUGUUGAAAUGAAUGAUUUCUAUGCUGAGUUUGUGCUGGUGUAUGUGUGAAGUGAGUGAGUUGGGUGUAUCGUGCACUAAAAUUUUCUGAUAGAGGAAGCCUGAUUAAAGAAUGGUCCAUGCUAAGGACUUGUUAGAUCUAGUUCGUUCUCCAUUUAAUAAUUAUAUGCUAUUUCUAUAUUGUCAUUCUUCUGACUAUCACCUGUCUUGCCUUUUUCAUUAUUUUAUUAUGAAACUUGUGUAAAUACAAUCUUGUUUCUGUACUUUUUUGGCAUAACAUAAAUCUGUGAAUUUGAAAUUUUAAUUUUGUGUUAGAAAUUUUUUUUGUUUGUUUAGUCUUGUCUCAGAUUUUAUUAUGUAAAUCCCAUUAUUCAAAGUUGCCUAAAUCCAUUUGGAAAUCUUUAAAAAAAAAAAAAAAUUGGGGAUUCUUAAAGUGAGUUUAUUGGCUUUUCUGAUCCAGUUUUUGUUUGGACCAAAAACCAGUAUUGUACAAAGUAUUAAGCAUAUAUUUUUAUAUUUACUGAAAUGGACUGUGGUGACUUUGGAUAAUAAGGAAAAGUUUAAUAUUAAAGCCAUGUUUAUUACAGUAUAAUUAACAUGUUAAACCAUGGGAUAAAUGCCAUCAAUAAAAAAUUAUGAAAUACUUUUUGCUCUAGUGUUAAAUUAUAGUGAAGGUAAAAGUGUUAGUGGAAGGGAAUCUUUUUAUAGAAGUUGACAGUGGUCAGUUAGAGAAAUUCCAAAGAAUACAUUUAAGUGAUUUGGACAGCUCCUAAGUGAAAGGGAAAUGUCUGAAGGUACGCUCGCUGCAUUUUUGUCUGGUGCUAGGAAUCAUGCCUACUUUGCAUAUAAAUUGACAUACCUUUUAAAAGUAGAAAAUAAAUGGAAACAACAAUUUCUGUUUGUACUUGUAUCUUCCUUCAUUGGUGACUAGACAGUGUUUAUUGACUGAAUUUUUGGAGAUACAUACCCCAAGUGGCCCACAAAAACUUCAGUGGUCCUUUUGUCCGAUUUCUUUUGGAUUGUUUUAUGGAUUUUUUUUUUUUUUAAGAAGUAGAUUUCUUUGUUAUGGCCCAUAAAAGAACUCUUGGGGGAGAGCAUUUGAUAACUUUAUUCUUCAAUUUGAACAUAUAAUUUUAUGGUGACUUUUAUUUUACUGAACUUGUAGUUAGACUCUAAAAUCAGUACUUUAAAAUGUUUGAGCUUUUCUGUGUUUCCAGGGAAAUGAUUUCUGUUACUGAAAUGUCUUAGGCCUUCAUCACGUGCUAGCUUUGGAGUAGGAAUUUUCUAUUUAUAAUUCUCAACUUAUUAAAUAAUAAAUGUUUGACAUGAA
Messenger RNA from Capra hircus (goat), 6653 nucleotides. RefSeq names its product nucleoporin 153 (gene NUP153). NCBI's taxonomy places the organism in Eukaryota, Metazoa, Chordata, Mammalia, Artiodactyla, Bovidae. Gene Ontology annotation, molecular function: structural constituent of nuclear pore. Bases 475 to 4920 code for a protein of 1481 amino acids. Gene Ontology annotation, biological process: protein import into nucleus; RNA export from nucleus. Gene Ontology annotation, cellular component: nuclear pore. The transcript has 22 exons. The record is from RefSeq and is a predicted model, not a curated record.